CCGCCCGGGUGUCCAGGCUGCUGCUGGGCUCCAGGCUGCUGCGGGCAAGCGGGCGUGGGCCGGCUGCACCUGGCUUGGAGUGCCAGGUCUUUCUACUUGCUUGCUGCACUUACUGAGUCCCUGCAAACUACUGUGCACUUUUACUUUAAGUGAAGAUUAGAAGAGGAGUCAUGUCAGAAGAAACAGUAAAGGAAUCACAAUUUUCUUUGAAGAAAGCAGCCUUACACCUGUUUGAUACUCCUCUGUCUUGGUACUAUUCUCUUUCCCAGAUCAAAUUUUCACCAGUAGCUAAAAAGUUGUUUGUGUUAACGGCAGUGAGUGCUGUAUCUGUAAUUUUCCUGGCCCAUCACUUUAGAAGAAGACGUGGAAAGAAAAAGGGUAAAAUAUUGCCAUGGGAACCAGAGCACCUCAUACUUGAAUACACUAAAAGAGCAGCCUCAGACAAAGGCUCAAGUUGUUCCAGUAGUAGACAGAAUUUGACAUUAUCUUUAAGUUCCGCCAAAGAGAAAGGAUCUCAGUCUUGUAACUAUGUCAAUGGAGGACUUUUUAGUAAAUACUCAGGUUCUGCUCAGAGUCUGGCCUCUGUCCAGAGUGUCAAUUCUUGUCAUAGUUGUGCUUGCGGCAAUUCUAAUUCCUGGGACAGAGCUGAUGAAGAUGACAUUAAACUUGUUAAUAUUCCUGUGACCACUCCUGAGAACUUAUACUUGAUGGGUAUGGAAUUGUUUGAAGAGGCAUUGCGUCGAUGGGAACAAGCUCUAACCUUCCGAAAUAGACAGGCAGAAGAUGAAGCCUGUGGUUCCAUUAAAUUGGGCGCAGGAGAUGCCAUUGCUGAAGAAAGUAUAGAUGAUAUUAUUAGUACUGAAUUUAUCCAUAAGCUUGAAGCUCUGCUGCAAAGAGCCUAUCGUCUCCAAGAGGAGUUUGAAGUUACCCUGGGGGCAUCUGAUCCAAACUCUCUUGCUAAUGAUAUUGAUAAAGAUACAGAUAUGACCAUGAAGGGGAAUGUGGAUGACUUUGGUCUACGAGACACCUUGAGCACUGCAUCAACUGAUUCCUUCGCUUCAGCUGCAGAGCUUACAGAACACAGAGAAGUACGGCACACCUACAGCCUGGAAUCCCUUUGCCACUGCCCUAUUUAUGAAGAAGCCAUGCAUUUAGUUGAAGAAGGAAAAAUUUACUCACGGGUGCUUAGAACUGAAAUGUUGGAGUGCCUCGGAGACAGUGAUUUUCUUGCCAAACUUCAUUGUAUUCGACAGGCUUUUCAGGUUAUUCUUUCAGAAACAGCCAACAGGAUAUUCCUUGCAGAGAGUGGGAGAAAAAUUUUAUCAGCACUAAUUGUAAAAGCACGAAAGAAUCCAAAGAAAUUUGAAGAUGUUUUUGAUGAAAUGAUUUAUUUUUUGGAGCAAACUGAUCACUGGGAUAGUAUUGAAAUGGAACUUGCUGCUAGAGGGGUGAAAAAUCUAAAUUUUUAUGAUGUUGUUCUGGACUUUAUACUAAUGGAUUCCUUUGAAGAUUUAGAAAACCCACCCACGUCCAUACAGAAUGUAGUAAAUAAUCGCUGGCUAAACUCCUCGUUCAAAGAAACAGCUGUGGCUUCAAGUUGCUGGUCAGUUCUGAAACAAAAAAGGCAACAGGUGAAGAUUCCAGAUGGAUUUUUUGCCCACUUUUAUGCCAUUUGUGAACAUAUUAGCCCUGUUCUAGCUUGGGGAUUUCUGGGCCCUAGAAAUUCUCUGUAUGACUUGUGUUGCUUCUUUAAGAACCAAGUUCUUUUCUUCCUUAAAGACAUUUUUGACUUUGAGAAGGUGCGCUAUUCCAGCAUAGAGACGUUAGCUGAAGACCUCAUGCAGUUACUCAUCCGCCGCACUGAACUCUUAAUGGCCUAUCUUGGAGCUGAUUCUCUGAGGCAUACGAGCAGUUGCAUAAGUAGUCAUGGUCAUGUUGUGCCCAGCAGCCUGUUGGAAGCCAAAGUACUGUAAGUACUGUGAGAAUCAUGUACGAUAAGUGUGCUAUGAAAUAUUUUAGGGUAGCUAUUGAUUUUGUACGUAUAUUACAAAAUCAACAGGCUUCGUGUAUAAGAGACUCAGGAAGGGGGGAAAAUAUAGUGAACAAUGAGUGAUGUGCGGUGCUUACACAGAAGUUCUGUCACGGAGUCAUGUAGAGUAUACAAAGUGACUUUCUACAUAGGGAAUAACUGGAGUCGUGAAAUGGGCAUUUUAUAGAGUUCACCAAGUUGUCUAAAAGCUGUCAGAAAUAUCCAAUACCAUUUGCAAGAGCUCUGACAUAAAAACAGCUUGUGCACCUAGAAAAUAUUUACUUCAGCCAAAACCUUGAUGACCCACAUGCACAAGAAUAGAUUGCUACUGGUGUCACCAAACUUAACUUUGCCUGAAAAUUAAUUAUAAAGUGAUUUGCUUAAUCAAGUCUAGGCAGUAGUGGUGUUUUAUAUAUACUGCUUACUUUGUUGCUUGUGAACUUGUUUAUGUAUUUGAAGUAAAAAAUUGUAUGUUGAUAGUGUUAUGAAACAUAUAAGUGAAUUGACACUGAGAAGUUUACAAGUUACAAGUUUACAUGAGACUUACCAGUUUCCAAAAUAUAGUACUGUUGGCCCCUAUAAGUUAUAACAGAGACAUUAACAACAUUUCUUUUAUCUUUUUUUAUAGAAUAGAAUAUUUCCCUUUGAAUAAAUAUUUCUUUUAAAAUAAUAUUAUUGACUAUAGUAGACAAUUAAUUUUUCUCUUAAGUAGUUUUGAGACUCUCCCAACAUCUAAAGUUAUUAAUUUUGGUAUAGUAAAACCAUUUUCCCUUUUUUCUUCUGCAAAGCUAAACUUUUAGUUAUCCUACAGAGAACUCAGAACGUCGAAAGUUUGGUAUAUGAUGAAAACAUUUUUUAAAUAUUCAUAGUUUGAAUUACUGCAAGGUUUCACUUAUCUUUUUGUUGCCACUGGAGAUUUACUGCUCCAGGCUGACUUUCAAAUAGAAAGAGAGACAGAGAGCAAAAGACAUCAUAACACCAAAGCUUCCUCCAGUGUAAUGGGGGCUGGACUCAGCUGGACAUAGGUAUGCAUGGCAAAGCAAGCACACCAUCUAGGUGAGCUAUUUUGCCAGCCUAGCAAGGUUUUAAAGUUUUUUCUUUUUCUCCUGGAUGUGGAACAAAAUAUUUUUAAAGUUAUCAAAGUACAUCUCCUCCCCUUUGUGAUAACUGUAUGAGCUCAUGUGAUUAAGGUCCUACAGAGUAUAGUAGGUAGCUUCAGAGUUGUAUUAAGUUGAUGUCUAAAUUGAAUGUCCUUUUUUUGGAAUGGCUGACUCAGUAUACUGAAGAUUGGGUUUACUGGUUUUGCUCCUAAAGUGGAUUGUAUUCACUUUAGGAGUGAAUUAUGCAGAAGGAUAUAAAAUAUAUUUUUUAAAAAUAUACUUUUAGAGUAAAGUGCCUAGUUUCUGAUUAAUGACUAGAACAUGAAAAAUUGAGGGGAGCAUAAUCUUUUGAGGUUUUUAACUUAUGCAUGUGCCACAUUUAUGAAAUAAUUACAAAGAGUGAGAUUCAGAAUCUCUAUGCUGUUUGUAUGUACUGUGUCCUACAAUGUGUAGGUCAUAGAAUUAAAGAAUACGAAAUUUUGCUCUAACAGUUUCUGAAUAUAUAUUUCCUUGAAUUUUUGCAUAUAUUCUUUAGACAUCUUUUUUAUUAAUGUUGGUUUACAAGAUUGUGUUUUAGGGGUACAAUUUCAUACCUCUUACUGCAUGUAUCCUACAUAUUAUCUUAAUUUGUUUGUUAUUCAUGAUUUUUAUUAUUGAUGAAGGAAUAGUAUUAAAAACAUCAUUGCUUAAAAAAGUUCACUUUAUAAUUUUUCAUCAUUUAAUAUCUUGUUUUAGCAGCAUCUUGUUGAGCUACCAUUGGCCCUGAGUGAUUCACAUACAUAUACACAUAUGACACACACAUUUCCUUUAAUGUGUAGCCAAGAUAGUCAUUGCUUAUAUUAAUUAUUUGUUUGGGACUCAAUGUCUAUGUUGUGAUUUUAUAAAUAAAUUUAUAAGUAAACUUAAUUACUUUUUAUUUGAGGAAAAUAGCGUUUGAGCUAUAUUUUUGAAGAAUUGCACUAUUUGAUAAAGCUGCUACUAUGUAAAAUAAUUCUGGGGAUGUAUUUCAUCAGUUAAUAAGAAUGGUUUUCCAGAAGGUUUUUGGUUUUUUUCUUUUCUCUCUUUCAUACAUCACCUUAAGGAAAGGAAAACAAAACAAA
Messenger RNA from Erinaceus europaeus (western European hedgehog), 4229 nucleotides. RefSeq names its product mitoguardin 1 (gene MIGA1). The transcript is spliced from 17 exons. The coding region runs from base 171 to 1973 and encodes 600 amino acids. The record is from RefSeq and is a predicted model, not a curated record. Gene Ontology annotation, biological process: mitochondrial fusion. NCBI's taxonomy places the organism in Eukaryota, Metazoa, Chordata, Mammalia, Eulipotyphla, Erinaceidae.